Phytophthora sojae is the source of this 934-nucleotide messenger RNA. RefSeq lists its product as hypothetical. The coding region runs from base 67 to 801 and encodes 244 amino acids. Lineage: Eukaryota; Oomycota; Peronosporomycetes; Peronosporales; Peronosporaceae. The record is from RefSeq and is a predicted model, not a curated record. The transcript has a single exon.
CGACACAAGCCAACAACUCACACACCAAGAAGAAACCAGAGCCAGCCAGCCAGCCAGCCAGCCAUGAUGCGCAUGAUGUAUCGCCCUCGAGGCCCCGCGGACGAGGAGACGCGGCCGGCGACGCCCCCCGGCAAGGCCGCCGCCAACAGCAGCAUGCUGCUCGUGCCGGACCUGCAGCCGCUGCGCAUGUGGCCGUGCCACUACGCCAAGGCCGCGGACGCGCUGGGCUUCCUCAAGGCCAUCGACCACAUCGAGGUGAACGCCACGGUCAAGCGCCACGGCAAGCUCUUGUACGCGGUGCAGGUCUUCCUCAAGAACCCGGAGAUCCGCAUCCCCACGUCGCGCAACUCGGCCACGCGCCGCUCCUCGGCGGCGGCCGACGGCGCUCCGCAGCGCCGCCACAGCGUCACGGAGCUGCCGACGACGACGACGUCUGCGCCGCAGCAGCAGGACGCCGACUACCAGGUGGAGCGCGAGUUCGCCGACUUCGUCAAGCUGCGCUACAACAUCUGGGUGCACGCGCAGCAGCCCCGCCCCGCGCGCGGUUGCAUCUACUGCGACGACAUCACGGCGUUCGUGGGCGACUCGAGCAAGCGCCCGUCGGGCAUCGUGGAGAAGCUCUGGGCCACCAAGGCCCACCGGAAAGACAUGAUGGAGGCGUACCUGAACCGCAUGGUGGCGCUCGCCAUCGGCCGGGGCGGCGACGGUCAGCGCAGUCCGCACUGCCACGGGUUCGACCACAUCCCGUACCGCCUCGUGCGCUUCCUGAAGAAGGCCGGAGAGGUCAACCAUCUGCAGUGAAGCGGCGCGCGCAGUUAAAGAGUAUUUUUUCCAGAGCAGUGGUGGCCUGCAUAGAGAGAGGAGGGCGCUGCUCUCCCACAAUGUAUCGCCGCAGGCCACAGAGAUAUACAUAUAUUUAUUGGUUUGAGAGCCC